Striga hermonthica is the source of this 1539-nucleotide messenger RNA. The record is from the annotation of a GenBank genome assembly. NCBI's taxonomy places the organism in Eukaryota, Viridiplantae, Streptophyta, Magnoliopsida, Lamiales, Orobanchaceae.
AUGAAAGUUAGCCAUUUUUUCUGUGCCUCACCCAUUGAGAAAAACAGAUCAAAAUCCAAACUUUCGGCUUCGGACCCCAUUUCAUGUGACGAAAAUCGAGUUUCCGAGGAAUUAUCAGCGACAACCUCACCCACAGGCAGGGGAAUGAGGAAGAGCGUAGCUGAUAAAACCCCUUUGGACCAUAGAAAAUCACAAAAGGCAAAAACAUCCAUUUCAGAUUGUGAGACGAUUAAGGAAAGAUUUUGGAAGCUUCUGCUCGGCGAGGACAUGUCGGGAUGUGGCAAUGGGGUUUGUACUGCUCUGGCUAUUUCGAACGCUAUCACUAAUCUUUGCGGUAGCGUUUUCGGACAAGUAUUGAGGCUGGAGCCUCUACCGAUAGACAAGAAAUCAACAUGGAGGAAAGAAAUCGAGUGGCUUGUAUGUGUUAGUGACCACAUUGUUGAGUUAGUACCUUCUUGGCAAACUUUUUCUGAUGGGAGAAAAUCAGAGGUCAUGACCUCUCGAAUGCGAUCGGAUUUAUACGUGAACCUACCCGCGUUACGCAAACUAGACAACAUGCUGCUCGAAAUAUUGGAUAGCUUCGAAAGUCCCGAGUUUUGGUACGUCGACAAAGGAGAAGAAUCGGCCUCCUUCCGGAAGCUUCUAAACCGGAAACCGGACAAAUGGUGGCUUCCGGUCCCGAGAGUUCCGACCGGCGGCCUAAGCGAAGCCGCAAGAAAAUUGGUUCGGCGCAAGCGUGAUUCGACGAACCAAAUCCUUAAGGCGGCAGCGGCCAUAAACGAUUCGGUUUUAGCCGAGAUGGAUGUUCCGGAUUCAUAUUUCGAAGCUCUUCCAAAGAAUGUGAAAACGAGCUUGGGAGACCUUAUCUACGGAUACAUAACUUCCGACCAAUUUUCGCCCGAGUGCAUGCUCGACUGCCUCGAUUUGGCUUCCGAUCAUCAUGCGCUAGACAUUGCCGAAAGGCUUGAGGUAGCCAUUCACUCGCUUGAGGUAGCCAUUCACUUGUCUCACCAUAAGCCGAACUUACACGGAACACAUAAGUCGAGUAACUCAAAGUCAUCGUGGGAGUUUGUGAAGGAUUUGGUGAGCCAUGAUGCGGAUAAAUCCGAGCAGUUUUCAAAAAGGGCCGGGAGCCUUUUGGUUCGACUGAAAGCUCGAUUUCCAGGCCUGCCUCGGACCACAUUGGAUAAGAGCAAAAUUCAACACAACAAGGAUGUGGGGAGAUCGAUACUAGAGAGCUACUCCCGAGCACUCGAGACCUUGGCCCUCAACAUUCUCGCGCGUUUCGACGACCUUCUCUACGUUGACGGCCUUUCCCGGAGCUCGGCCCACCGCCACAUGGCGCAGUCGGUUCCGCGACUAAGCACAAUGUCGGGACCCACAAGCUCGCCGUAUUUCUCGAGUCCCGGAUGUUCGCCGUUGCUAAUGUUUAGCCCGGGAAAAGGGGAUAAAUCGCCAUUUGCUACCAAGAAGGCCACCAAAAGGUCUUUGCAAGGCAGGGCAAGUUUGAAGAGGGUGUUGAAUUUUCACGAAUCAUGA